This is a messenger RNA of Camellia sinensis, 2176 nucleotides long. The record is from RefSeq and is a predicted model, not a curated record. Lineage: Eukaryota; Viridiplantae; Streptophyta; Magnoliopsida; Ericales; Theaceae.
AUGAUAUAUCUUUGUACGUCUCUGUUUCUUCAAGACUAGAAUGAGAGAGAGAAACAGAGUCUGUUCUUUUUUUUUAACUGCAAAAGCAGCUCUCAUUUUCUCCUCCUCUGUUUGUACCGAUCAGAAGGCUGUGCUUUUCGAUUCUUGAAUAGAGUCAAUAUCUUAACAUACACUAGAGAGAGAGAGAGAGAGAGAUUUUGCUCUGUUACAUUUACGAGUCAAGCAAACUUGCUUUUUGGGUUGUAUUCAUAUUCAUAGGCAAACCUUUGAACCAUUUUUUCUCAUGGAUUAAAGGGGGGAGAGAGAGAGAGAAGUGUUCACAUUUAUGAUUGAUAGAUAUACAGGCAUUUAAAGUUUUGCCAAUCUUGGAAAUCAACAUCUGUGCUAGCUGUAACCCUGUAAAAUCACAGCCACUUUCCCACGAAAAAAGGUUGUUCUCUAGAGAAGUGAAGAAGCAAAUGGUACCACAAAAACAAGCUGAAGAGGCCAUAGUAGUUUCUGGAACCAUGAAUGAGACCAACCCAGAUGACAACAACACAGAGGAAGAGAGGGUAGAUCAGUCAAUUCGCAGCUUCAAGAGCCUUCUCUGGCAUGGUGGCUCUGUUUAUGAUGCUUGGUUCAGCUGUGCUUCAAAUCAAGUAGCACAGGUUUUGUUGACACUGCCAUACUCAUUUUCUCAAAUGGGUAUGAUUUCAGGGGUCAUAUUACAGGUGUUUUAUGGCGUUGUUGGAAGCUGGACUGCUUAUCUGAUCAGUGUUCUGUAUAUUGAGUACCGUACGAGAAAGGAGAAAGACAAUGUCUGCUUCAAAAACCAUGUCAUUCAGUGGUUUGAAGUGCUCGAUGGUUUGUUGGGUCCAUGUUGGAAAGCUGUUGGAUUGGCCUUCAACUGUACUUUCCUCAUGUUUGGUUCUGUCAUUCAACUUAUAGCUUGUGCAAGUAAUAUAUACUACAUAAAUGACAAACUGGACAAGAGGACUUGGACAUACAUAUUUGGGGCAUGUUGUGCAACCACUGUGUUCAUUCCCUCAUUUCACAACUAUAGGAUUUGGUCUUUUCUUGGUCUUGGCAUGACCACCUACACUGCCUGGUAUCUUACCAUCGCCGCCCUCGUUCAUGGCCAGGUUGAAGGAGUGACUCACUCUGGCCCUACAAAACUGGUGUUGUAUUUCACAGGGGCCACCAAUAUACUCUACACUUUCGGAGGACACGCAGUCACUGUGGAAAUCAUGCAUGCAAUGUGGAAGCCUCAAAAAUUCAAGUACAUAUAUUUGUUUGCGACCUUCUAUGUAUUCACCCUAACUAUUCCAUCAGCUGCCGCGGUCUAUUGGGCCUUUGGGGACCAACUUCUCAACCAUGCCAAUGCCUUCUCUCUCCUUCCGCAGACAGGUUUCCGUGAUACAGCAGUCAUCCUAAUGCUCAUUCACCAGGUUAUAACAUUUGGAUUUGCUUGCACACCGCUCUAUUUUGUGUGGGAGAAAGUGGUUGGGAUGCACGACACAAAGAGCAUGUUUUUAAGGGCGAUUGCAAGGUUGCCGGUGGUGAUACCAAUAUGGUUCUUGGCCAUUAUUUUCCCCUUCUUUGGGCCUAUUAACUCUGCUGUUGGGGCACUUCUUGUCAGCUUCACAGUCUACAUCAUUCCUGCACUCGCUCAUAUGCUCACUUACAGAAAGGCCUCGGCUAGAAAGAAUGCAGCUGAGAAACCUCCAUUCUUCCUCCCAAGCUGGACGGCAAUGUAUGUUGUGAACACAUUUGUCGUGGUAUGGGUCUUCGUAGUUGGGUUUGGAUUUGGAGGGUGGGCUAGCAUGACAAAUUUCAUCAAACAAGUCGACACCUUUGGGCUCUUUGCCAAGUGCUACCAGUGCAAGUCCCCACCUCCACAACAUCACUGAGUUUUAUAGGUCACUCAUCACACCAUUGUAACACACAAUUGCUCUUUGGAUCAUCAUAUAGAAAUGUUGUGUGCUUUAGUUUUGUUCAUCCUCUAUAAACUACAUAGACGAUGUGGAUGUUGAUUAUCCCUUAGGCACAAAGCAAAAUAGUUAAAAUUUUGUUUGCGGUGAUAUAAAUGUAUACUAAACAUGUUAUACUUAUCUCCGCUAAACAGAUUUGGAAAAAAAAUGACAUUGAAAUGAAAUAGCAUUUGUAAGUUAAACAGAAGAACAAUAGGAUUGCUUUA